Girardinichthys multiradiatus is the source of this 1440-nucleotide messenger RNA. RefSeq names its product stress-associated endoplasmic reticulum protein family member 2 (gene serp2). Gene Ontology annotation, biological process: endoplasmic reticulum unfolded protein response. The record is from RefSeq and is a predicted model, not a curated record. The coding region runs from base 146 to 343 and encodes 65 amino acids. The transcript has 3 exons. NCBI's taxonomy places the organism in Eukaryota, Metazoa, Chordata, Actinopteri, Cyprinodontiformes, Goodeidae. Gene Ontology annotation, cellular component: endoplasmic reticulum.
CUGGGAGUUUCUGGUUUCCUAGCAACUGAGCUGUCCCAGCUUGACGCGGCGGUGCCGUGGUCAGCCUGCAGCGUCAGAAGAAAAUAAAAAAAAAACAGGCUAAACAGGGUGACUUACACCCCUGUUUUUGUCGUUACCCUGGAAGAUGGUGGCCAAACAGAGGAUCCGGAUGGCCAACGAGAAACACAGCAAGAACAUCACGCAGAGAGGAAACGUAGCCAAGACGCUGCGACCACAAGAGGAGAAGUACCCUGUAGGUCCCUGGCUGCUCGCCCUCUUUGUAUUCGUUGUUUGUGGAUCAGCCAUAUUCCAGAUCAUCCAGAGUAUCCGUAUGGGGAUGUGACCCAGGGGGAGGAUCGUGACCCCCACCCCCCUCUUCAUGCUCUUACUGAGCCUGGCUAGCCUACGCCUCCACAUUCACACCCUCAUCUCCUUCAGAGGCCCAGAGACGGACGCCAGAGAGAGAAGCCUCCCCGACCAUCGCCCUGCCCUGCCCUCGAUCAGCGUUUACAGUGUUGCAGUCUGUGGUACUGACAGCUUUUCUAUGGACAGUCUAAAACCACGCCGGCUGGGGAACAUGUGUUUCAUUAGUCGCUUGGCUCCUGUGCGUAUGUGUGCCAAAGUAUGAGUGAGCUGGCAGUGAAUCCUGCUGACAAUGUGCCAUAUCAUCUAUGUAAGUUUUCCUGUUUGUGUGAGAAAGAAUGUUUUUUUCAAAUAAAUGUUCAGCAAUCAGAGCGAAGAUUGUUAAUUCUGUAAACCCCACGGCUACACUGACUGUUUCAUUGUUAGGAUUGGCUUUGACUUCCAAUGGUUUAAACCAGACAUACCCUAGGUGGAAGAGAGUAAUUGCCCCCUCCCUCCCACUUGUAAGGGGGCACAUACUUUUCACAGCACUCUAGGUUUAACGUACCUUAUAAUUUUGUUGGAUUACACAGAUAAGAAGACUUAGACAAAGACCAGGCUGGUACUCUUAAGCAGGUUUAUUGAAAGUUGUGAAGUGCAGCUGUCAAGUGUAAUUGAAGGUAUUUUGUUAUCCGGUCUUUGAAGAAACAUGCACAGAACAUGGGCGUACAACUGAUACACAGAAUGGAAAACAAACAUCUUCAGAGCUUGUUUCUUUGUUUUUCCCCUAAGUUUGCCUUUUCAGAUCCAAAAGUGUUCCACUGUCAAAAAAAACCCAAUAAAACAAGGUGCAAUACUUAAGAAAAAGAGCAAUGAGAAACUGUUUACAGUCAAAGUUAAUGUUGCAGUACGAGAGAAGGACAACAUCGUUGGAUGUUGUCCGUUAAAUAACCUAAACCUCCUUUUGGUUCCAAAGUCCAGAAAUUACAGCAUUAAAGAUGGAUGACACAGACUCAACCGCAUCAACCUGCAUGACCUAGAUAGCAUCUGUUUUUCCUUCCUCUCUUCGUUUUUUGUUUUUUUUUUACAUUGUACUUA